AUGACAGGGAUUGUAGAUACUGAGGCGUGGAGGGAGUUUUUCUCCGUGCUACAAACCUUGCCGGAGCUUUGGAAGAUCAAAGCGGACGUCUUUAAAUACAAACAUAAGAAAAAAAUUGCACUUUCAAAACUAUUGGAAGUAUACAAGUCCAUAGACGGCAACGCGAAUGAAGACACCGUGAAAAAAAGACUUCAAAAUAUAAGAAGCUGCUACCGCAGAGAGUGUAAAAAAGUCGAGAGGAGCCGAAAAUCUGGAGCUGCCGUCGAGGAGGAGUAUGUACCUACGUUAUGGUACUUUGAUCUAGUUAAGUUCUUGAGGGAUCAAGAAAUACAGUUGAGUGGUACGUCUACCGGCGACUUGGAAGAUGGAGAUCUUGAGUUACCAACGGAAACUCAUGAGCCGGGGCCCAGCCACAAAAGGAGAAGAACGAAUGAUGCGCACCUAGAGGAGAGGAAUGCGCUAUUUAAAAACGCGCUGGCCCAGUUGGCAUUCUCAGAAAAGCCGAAAGAUGAUGCCAGCACACAUUCUGAAAGUUGGGCAGUUUCACUUAGGGAGCUUGCGGCGCUCCAACAAAUAUGUGCCAAAAAAGCGAUACAAGACAUUUUCACGCUAGGGCAAUUAGGAGCCCUACGGUUGAGUACAGUAAAUGUUGCUGAAGCCUUAGCAAUUUCAAGUGAACAUAGCGGUAAAUAA
Hermetia illucens (black soldier fly) is the source of this 693-nucleotide messenger RNA. RefSeq lists its product as uncharacterized. Bases 1 to 693 code for a protein of 230 amino acids. NCBI's taxonomy places the organism in Eukaryota, Metazoa, Arthropoda, Insecta, Diptera, Stratiomyidae. The record is from RefSeq and is a predicted model, not a curated record. The transcript is spliced from 2 exons.